UUCAUGUUGUCUGAUGAUGGUGGGAUUGUGGUAGAUGACCACAUGAGAACCAACUUACCAUAUGUCUAUGCUGCUGGUGAUGUUUGCACUGCAUCAUGGGAAUUUGCAACCCACUGGUUCCAGAUGCGUUUAUGGUGUCAGGCUCGUCAGAUGGGUGCAUAUGCAGCAAAAUGUAUGAUUGCUGAUGAACAAAAAGAAGAAAUACAUCAGGACUUUUGCUUUGAGCUCUUUGCACAUGUUACUAAAUUCUUUGGAUAUAAAGUUGUACUACUUGGUAAAUACAAUGGUCAGGGACUCGGCAAAGAUUAUGAAAUGUUACUCAGAGUUACGAAAGGAGUGGAAUAUGUCAAAGUUAUACUACACAAAGGUAGAAUGUACGGAGCUAUUCUCGUUGGAGAUACGGAUUUGGAAGAAACAUUUGAAAACCUAAUCCUUAAUCAGAUGGAUCUUAGCAUGUAUGGAGAGGAUUUACUUAAUCCAACUAUUGAUAUAGAAGAUUAUUUUGAUUAG
Molecule: messenger RNA, 510 nt
Organism: Saccoglossus kowalevskii
Lineage: Eukaryota; Metazoa; Hemichordata; Enteropneusta; Harrimaniidae
Product: tRNA ligase complex-associated NAD(P)H dehydrogenase PYROXD1-like
Molecular function (GO): oxidoreductase activity
Source: RefSeq, a predicted model, not a curated record